Molecule: messenger RNA, 1865 nt
Organism: Dermatophagoides pteronyssinus (European house dust mite)
Lineage: Eukaryota; Metazoa; Arthropoda; Arachnida; Sarcoptiformes; Pyroglyphidae
Product: RCC1 and BTB domain-containing protein 2-like
Molecular function (GO): protein binding
Source: RefSeq, a predicted model, not a curated record
AUCUGCUUUCACUCAGCAUUGCUCACAUCAGUUAAUUUUUCGAAUUCGAAUGUUUUUUUUUUCAUUUGUGUGUCAUAUUUUGAGCAAUCUUUUUUUGUUUUUUCAAUAAAAGUGUUUAUUUUUUUUACCGAAAUUUUUCUUUUGUCCAGUUUAUUAUUGUCAUUGCAAACACUCUAUCAUUUUGAUAAUCUUGUUCAAUUGGUGUGUAUUGCAUAUUGUAAUUGGUUUUUGUAUUGAGAAUUGAAACUAAAUUUGCAAAAGAAAAAAUGAAAAAAUCACCAACUGAUACUUACGUAGAUAUUGAAUUAUUUCGAAAUGAUUUAAAAGAUAUUGAUUGGAAUUUUAUUGAAAACAUUGUUUCAAUUUAUAAAAUAUCCAUCUGUAAAAGAAAAAUUAAUUGUUUAUUAAUGACUAACGAUGCCACAUAUGCUUAUGGCAAAGAAAUAUGCAAAUGGUUAUCGUUGAAACAUAAUCCAAAACAACCACAAAAGAUUGAUAAUUUGAAUGGUAAAAAAAUUAUUCAAGUUGAUUCGAGUGAUGAAUUGGUUGUCGUUCUAACUGUUGAUGGACUAGUGUAUCUAGCCAGUGAAGAUUCUGAAUGGCAAACGAACAAUACUUUUCGAUUGAUCUCCACCGAUAAUGAUCGUUUUGAAAUGAUAGCAUGUGGAAGAUUACAUUUGUUAUUGUUACGACAAGAUGGUACUGUUUUUGCUAUGGGUGAUAAUUUUUACUGGCAAUUGGCCAAUAUUUCAGAUUCAUCGUAUGAUACUCUCGUGAACAUUGGUUUGAAAAAUGUUAAAACAAUAGCUUGUGGUUUAGUUCAUAAUCUUGCUCUUACCAAUACAAAUCAAAUUUAUUCAUGGGGCUGUAAUGAGAAUGCACAAUUAGGUCUAGGGGCCGUUGAUUUUGCUCGAGAAACACCCACUCUGGUUUCAUUUCCUGGUGGUCCUUUUAUUAGUCCGAUCAAAAAUAUUGCGGCUGGCAUGCAUCAUUCUUUAUUUUUAUUCGAGGAUGGUCAGAUUUUCCGAUGUGGUUAUGAUGAAUGUUAUAUUGAUGAUGAUGAUCAAAAUACAAUGGUGCCGAAAAAAUUACCGAUUGAAAAUGUGCUAAAUGUGGCUUGUAAGAAUGAUCUCGAAAUUUCAUUGGUUUUGGAUCAAUCAUCCAAUUAUUAUGUAUUGAAUGAUUUAGAUGAUGAAAAUGAAGAAUUGAAAAAAAAAGAAUUGGUCCAGCUCAAAAAAUUGGAUGGUCAACCAAAUUCAUUUGUUGCUGCAUCAUUAAUGGCAAUUCGAUCACCAAUCACUUUUGGGUUAACAUCAGCCAUAUAUACAUUCGAAACAAAUGAUCCAAUAUCAUUUAUUGGAUUAUUGGAUAAACCUGAUAAUUAUGAUGUUGAAUUUAUUAUCGGAGAUAAACGUAUAUUGGCAUGUAAAUGUUAUCUACGAAUGGUAUCCAAUUAUUAUAAUCGAAUGUUUUCAGGUCAAUGGCAAGAAAAUAAACAAGUGAUGAUCAAUUCCUAUAGCUAUGAUGCCUAUUAUUCAUAUCUAAUCAUGUUACAUACUGGUCAUAUCCGAAUCAAUCAAUUGAAUAUAGCCGAACUUAUUGAUUUGGCCAAUUGUUAUGGCGAUGAAAAAUUAAUGGAAAAUUGUAAAACAUUCAUACAAAGAGAUUUGAAUGAACGAACAUUAUUGGAUUAUUUUCCAUUAAUUAACAAAUACCAACUUGAUACAAUGCAUGACAAACUUGUUGAAUUAACUGUCGAAAAUAUUUUACCGAAAAUCGCUGAUAAUCUUUUGGAAAACAAAAAAAAUAUUAUGAAAUUUCUUGAAUUGAAUUUAUAUGAACAACAAUUUUUUCUUAAAAAAUAA